Eurytemora carolleeae is the source of this 2648-nucleotide messenger RNA. Its product is annotated as protein vein. Lineage: Eukaryota; Metazoa; Arthropoda; Copepoda; Calanoida; Temoridae. The transcript has 8 exons. Gene Ontology annotation, molecular function: cell-cell adhesion mediator activity. The record is from RefSeq and is a predicted model, not a curated record. Bases 226 to 1506 code for a protein of 426 amino acids. Gene Ontology annotation, biological process: axon guidance; homophilic cell-cell adhesion; dendrite self-avoidance. Gene Ontology annotation, cellular component: axon; plasma membrane.
UGUGUAUAGGAGGAGAGAGAGAAAAUACAAGAUGGGGAAUAGGUUCCCCCCUUUUCCCCAUCUUCCCCCCUGUGAACCCACGCAUGCGUUAGUUUUCUUGCCGGGAUCCGAGCUCCCCCCUCUAGCCCUCUACAGUGGUUACAGAUAUCUCUAGAGGAAGCUCUCAUUUAGUCAAUAUCAGGCAUGGAGUUAGGACAUGAAACUAAUCCAGCUCCGGACUGAAACAUGUUUUCUAGAAUACGCCUCCUCCUCCUACUCCUCCUGGCAGGAGGCGUGGUUAGUGAACCAGGGAGGUGGGACCAGCAUAGGCGUAGGUCAAGACCCUCUCUCCCUCCCUCUACUACAGUGAGUCCAACUAAGCGACCAGAGAAACUCUGGACACAUGGAUUGAGUUUAAACCCUCCCCUUCAUAGAUGUCAGAUAUCCUCGCAGACAACUCUUCCCAACGGACUCCCUGUUAAUUACGAGUAUGUGAGAAGUGUUAAAGAACUCCUGCUAGAGGAUAAACUCCUGUUAUCUCCUGUAGUGAUUGAAGGAGUGAUGGUGUCGAGAACAAACACCUACAAAGGACUUUAUUUUGUAUCCUUUAAAGUUGUGAAGGUUGUGAGAGGUCGGGUUAGCUCCCAACUCCAUGGGCAUAUACGCCUUCUAUUUCAGACAGAACAAGGACCCUCUGGUAGGGCGGAGCUCAGGGGUAAUGCUUGCCCCCCAGUUCCCUUUAAUGUCCGAACAGGACGAAAAUACCUUUUAUUUGUGAAAAAGAUUUCUGCAGGAAGAUACGCAGCAGUUGCUGUACCGGAGCAAGUAAAGGAGAAAAGUCGGAAAGCUAUUUUGAAAACUUUCUGUCCGGGAACUGCUGGGUGCGUGAGUGUUCCGUCUGUGAAGCCUCUUCCGUCCCGAACAGUUAGAUCUGGGAGGAGUUUAAAACUAAAAUGUAAACUCUCCGGACCUCUGCACCCUCCUCCUGCAAUAUCAUGGUUCAAGGAUUCAAGGAAACUAAAUCCCUCACAAAAUGUACACAUUCAAACCAAAAAAAAGCGUUCUCGUUUACUCAUUAGUAGAAUGUCAGCUUCAGACGCAGGAACAUACACUUGUCAGGCGAGUAAUCUUGUUGGAUCCUCGCUCUCCUCUUCUCUAGUCGUUGUCAGACAAGCAGGUCUAAUACGAAAGGCGUCAGAGUGUCCAAUUCCUAGUUUCUGUUUGAAUGGUGGUUCUUGUGAUUAUUAUGAGAUGAUUGGAGAACUAGUCUGCAAGUGUAAAGAAGGAUUUGCUGGUCAAAGAUGUCAAUUUAAGAAAGCAAGGGUUAAUCCCUUCGGAGACAGUACAGCAUGUGGACCGUACGGGCAUGAUAUACAGCUGGCUGAGAUCUGUGCAGCCUGGAAUUCUCCUCCUGUAAAGGAAAUGACAAGGGAGGAGUACAUGGCCUGGGUAGAGGUGGAGAAACAACUUCAAAACUUUAAAAAGAACAACACAGCAACAACAACAUUAUUCCCGGAUGAAAUAUAAACACUGCAGUAUAUGAUCAUUUUUUACUCCAGCUGCAGUACACAAUUCAUGAUGUCAAUAUUUACAUGGACUAAACUAUACUACCAUGAGAAACAAUCAUUAAACCAAGCUCUUGCUGCCUAGAAGUAUACUUGGUGUACUAAUCAAACCUGUCUACUGCUGUAAUGCAUACCUGGAGGAAAACAAAACAAUCCCAGACCUUCAUAAUACCUAUGAUCUUACUCAUCCCACCAAACAUGUAUUUUAUCUUUAGAUAAAAGUGAACCCUUCAAAUCUAACAUUUGGGGGAAGGUUUGAAAUGUCAGUUGUUUCUAAUCAUUUGAAGUACGGAAUGAAACUUUGUUAAGUUUUAAUGAAAGUUGAAUUUAAACCAGAGAUAUUUAACAGUACCCUUCUUGUUCUGAGGGCAAAACUUUUGAAUUGGAUGGCACUUAAAGCUUUAGCAUUGGUUCAAAUCGAGGAUUUAACCUAGUAUGGAAAGUGGGUUAUCUCUAACAUGAGUGAGGGAGUUUAACCUCUGGCAACGAUAAAGAGCUGUCUACUAUCCAACAACUCCUGAACGGUCAUUGAUGACAGGAACCGCCUGAGUAUUGCAAGUUUAAAAUACAAAAAUUUGGUCCUCUGAUCCUUCAAGUGACUUAAAUACAAAAGUUUUGUCAUUUGAUCCUUCAAGAGACUUAAUAACAAAAGUUUUGUCCUCUGAUCCUCCUGAGUCUGAACUUUGAGCCGCGUCUCAAAUUCGCCAAAAACCGGUUUCAAUUAAGCGCCAGCUUAAAUCUUGAAGCAUUGAAAACGAAUUUAAGAAGAACCAACCAUAUUUGAGCCGCGUCUUAAAUUUCAGCCGCGGCUCAAAUUCUUUAAAUUCUGCCUCUGGUGACAAUUAAAUACAAAAAAUAAUUGCUUUUGUCUCCAAUCUUGUGUUAUUAAAUUCAGAAUGAUGUAAACAAUUUGGCUCCUUGUAUACUACACCUCGCACAACAAGUGAUUAAUUACCAAAACAAGAAUCUGCUGUAUAUGUAAAAUAGUAAAACUACUUUAUGAAUAGCUUUACCCCAUCUCGUGUCAAUAUAAGAAAACAAAUCUCAUCUAAUAGUAAAAAUAAAGUAAAAAAGUUGCUAAAUAAUAAGAUUUUUGUCUUUAAU